Messenger RNA from Silurus meridionalis, 2376 nucleotides. Its product is annotated as protocadherin alpha-2-like. Bases 1 to 2376 code for a protein of 791 amino acids. The transcript has a single exon. Gene Ontology annotation, cellular component: catenin complex; plasma membrane. Gene Ontology annotation, molecular function: cadherin binding; calcium ion binding. Gene Ontology annotation, biological process: homophilic cell-cell adhesion. The record is from RefSeq and is a predicted model, not a curated record. Lineage: Eukaryota; Metazoa; Chordata; Actinopteri; Siluriformes; Siluridae.
AUGAUUGUAGAGGACGGUGCUCGCGCUGGCUGGAUGAAGGCUCUGCUGCUGCUUUGUUUAUGGGAUUUGUGUUAUGCUCAGAUUUCCUACUCAGUUUCAGAGGAGGCCAAGAAAGGAACCGUUGUUGGAAAUCUAGCGAAGGAUCUUAAUCUCAGUGUGCAGGAACUGGAAUUGCGAAUGUUUCAGUUUGUGACUGCAUUAAACAGCAAGUAUUUCGAGGUAAAUCGGAAAAGCGGGAUUUUAUUAGUUAAUGACAGAAUAGACCGAGAGGAGCUGUGUGAAAGCAAACAGAAAUGCGUAUUGAAUGUUGAAGCGAUGAUCCACAAUCCUCACAAGCUCUACCGCAUUGAAAUGAAUGUAAUAGAUAUUAAUGAUAACUCUCCAGUUUUUCCAGAGCCAACCUAUGUUAUGGAUAUUAUUGAAAAUAUGCUUCCGGGGGAUCGAUUUCCGUUAAUAACGGCAAGUGACACAGACAUCGGUAGUAAUUCAGUAAAAACGUAUAAAAUAAAUUCUAAUGAACAUUUUUCACUGGAGAUGCAGAGUGAUUCAGUUGAGCUCGUGCUUCAGAAAACUUUGGACAGAGAGAAAGAAUCGGUGAUCAAGCUCGUGCUGACUGCUGUAGAUGGCGGGACUCCUCCCAGAUCCGGAACAAUGCAGAUAAUUAUUAAUGUACUCGAUAUAAAUGACAACAGUCCUGUUUUUAUGAAGUCUCUUUACAAAGUCAAGGUCCACGAGAAUACAUCUGUGGGAACUAAAAUCCUUACAGUUUCAGCUGCAGAUGAAGACGACGGAAGUAACGGUGAAGUGUCUUACUCUAUCCUUAGUGAUGCCCGAAGCUCUGCAACCGAAUUAUUCACUAUUAGUCCUAUUUCUGGUGACAUCACUGUUAAAGGAAAUAUUGAUUAUGAGGAAUAUCCCUCAAUAGAACUCAAAAUUCAGGCUAAGGACAAUGCACAUCUUCCAAGAAUGUCUAGAUGUAAAGUGUUGAUUGAAGUAGUGGAUGUUAAUGACAACGCACCAGAGAUCUCGGUUACUCUGCUCAUGAACUCCAUCAGAGAGGACAUCAAAACUGGCACAGAUGUUGCGUUAAUCACUGUAUCAGAUAAAGACAGUGGAAUUAAUGGUAAAAUAGAUUGCAAAAUCUUAGCACCAACUCCUUUUAAAUUACAGCUAUCAUAUAAAAACACGCACGCCCUUGUAGUGAAUGAAGGUCUGGACAGAGAGCAGGUCUCACAAUAUGAUGUCACAAUUGUAGCUAAUGAUGAGGGAACUCCUUCACUUUCGAGCAGUACCGUUAUAAAACUUCAUGUCUCUGAUGUGAAUGAUAACGAACCUUUUUUUCCUGCACCUGUGAUAAAUAUUAGCAUGAAAGAGAAUAGUGCAGUUGGUGGCCUGUUGGCAUCAGUAACAGCACAAGAUGUAGACAUCGGUGAAAAUGCCCUUGUUUCAUAUACAGUAAUUGAUGCAGAGAGAAGCAGAGUGUCCAAUCUGAUAAACAUUAACUCACACACCGGUGAACUGUACAGUCUGAAUACUUUCGACUACGAAGAAACGAAACGACUUCAGUUUAAAGUUCAGGCCACUGACUCUGGUGUCCCUCCACUAAUGAGUAAUGUGACUGUAAAUGUUUUUAUCCUGGAUGAGAAUGACAACAGUCCAGUUUUUCUCCCUCCUUACUCUGACCCUGGAUCAGUAAACAGUGAGAACAUUCCCUACUCUGCUGAAGUGGGCUAUUUUGUAGCUAAAGUCAGAGCUGUGGACUCCGAUUCAGGAUAUAAUGCACUAUUAUCUUAUCACAUAAUAGAACCAAAGGGAACAAAUCUUUUCAGAAUCGGAACCAGCACAGGAGAAAUAAGGACAAAGAGACGAAUGAGUGACAAUGAUUUAAAAACUCACCCACUUAUCAUCACUGUCUCAGAUCAUGGAGAACCUUCACUGUCCACAACUUUGAGCAUUGAAGUUGUGGUUGCGGAAAAUAUGGACAGCCUGCAGCCUUCACUAAGACAAGUGCCAGUAAAGGAGGAGAAAUUCUCUAAUCUGAAUCUGUAUCUGCUCAUCGCUAUUGUCUCAGUGUCAGUGAUAUUUUUACUGAGCCUCAUCGCUUUAAUAGCAGCUAAAUGCUAUGGAACUGACGGCACUUUCAGCAGCUCCAGUGCUCCAGUAGUCACUACACACCCUGACGGGAGCUGGUCUUACUCUAAAUCCACUCAACAGUAUGAUGUGUGUUUUAGCUCAGACACUCUGAAGAGUGACGUAGUGGUUUUUCCCUCACCAUUUCCACCUGCAGACGCAGAGCUGAUCAGCAUUAAUGGAGAAGACAUUUUUACUCGGACUCAAACUCUUCCCAGCUCUGGGGUGGUAAGGAUGUACUUUUAG